Messenger RNA from Trichoplusia ni (cabbage looper), 1569 nucleotides. RefSeq names its product dolichyl-diphosphooligosaccharide--protein glycosyltransferase subunit 1. The transcript has a single exon. The record is from RefSeq and is a predicted model, not a curated record. Gene Ontology annotation, cellular component: membrane; oligosaccharyltransferase complex. NCBI's taxonomy places the organism in Eukaryota, Metazoa, Arthropoda, Insecta, Lepidoptera, Noctuidae. Bases 24 to 1448 code for a protein of 474 amino acids.
ACUUCCGUUUAUUGCGUUGUCAAAUGUCAAAAAUAAAGAUGUUGCCGGCGAUGGAUAAAUUACGAUUUUCUUUUAUAUUUCUUCUAUUCAUCGUAAUAAAAUGUGAAAGCAUCAGUGUUGAUACUAUAUCCAGUGACAUUAGAUUUAAAAAUGUCGACAGAACAAUUGAUAUAUCGUCACAACUUGUGAAAAUCACUUCGAAACUAACCUUGGAGAACACAGGGGGUACGCCGGUAAAGAAUUUCUUAUUAGCCAUAGAAGAGUUCGCAAAGAACAAUGUUGCAUUUGUCGGAGCCAAGGACAGUAGUAGCAAAGAUCUCAGACUUGUUGAAACAACUGUGAAGGGUCAUGAUCAAGUCAGAUUCUGGCGUGUCGAUCUGAAAGAUUCCGUUAACGCCGGCUCAACAGCCACGGUUACCGUAGAAACUGUUCUCACCAAGGCUCUGCAACCCUAUCCCACAGCUAUCACUCAGCAAGAAGACCAACUAGUCAAAUUUAAUGGUAACUUGUACACGUAUUCGCCUUACCUUGUUGCUUCCCAGAAAACUAACGUCAUUGUCAACACAAAGAGCGUCGAGUCGUUCUCUAAAGUAAAGCCAUUCUCUCAACAAGAUGGUGCAAUUCAGUAUGGUCCUUACCCUAACACUAAGCCUUUCAGUGAAAAGGAAUUAGUGAUUCACUACAGGAACAACUCUCCUUUCUUGACUGUGACUCGCGUCGAGAGGUUGAUUGAAGUGUCCCACUGGGGCAACAUUGCUGUUGAGGAGGUUAUUGAGAUUGAACAUAGUGGAGCUAAACUGAAGGGUCCAUUCUCUCGCUAUGACUACCAACAGGACCAUCACAGUGGGCCUGCCAGUGUCAGGUCAUACAAAACUCUACUGCCUGCAUCUGCUUCAGAUGUCUACUACAGAGACACCAAUGGCAACAUUUCUACUUCCAACAUGAAGGUGAAGAAGGAUUCAGUAGAAUUGGACCUGAGACCUAGAUACCCAUUGUUUGGAGGAUGGAGAACUCACUACACACUUGGAUACAAUGUUCCCAGCUAUGAAUACUUGUACCACACUGGUAAUGACUACUUACUGAAAAUGAGGAUCAUUGACCACAUCUUUGAUGACAUGCAAGUUGAUGAGUUAGUCACCAAGAUCAUUUUGCCUGAAGGAUCAACAAGUGUGAAAGUGAACCUGCCUUAUGCAGUGACCAGACUGCCCGACAGCCUUCAUUACACCUACUUGGACACGAAAGGACGUCCAGUAAUCUCAUUCACAAAGAAGAAUGUUGUUGAGAACCACAUCCAAGACUUCCAGCUGCGCUACACAUUCCCGCGUCUGCUUAUGUUACAGGAGCCUCUUCUUGUUGUGGGCUUCCUGUAUGCCUUAUUCCUUUGUGUUAUAAUCUAUGUAAGACUAGACUUCUCUAUUCAUAAGGCUGAACACCACCAUAAAGAUUAAUUAAAUUAUUUCCACUAAUUAAUAUAAUUACUACAUUUAUAGUUUCCAACACAUCUAGUUUGUGUGCAUUUUUAUGGUGUAGCAAUGUUAUGUGCUGAAUACAAGUGAUUUUAAUUAUAAA